CUCUCUCUCUCACUCACCCCUGCAUCCUUCUGCAGGAGAGCUGGAGUUUUAGUAUUAGAAUGUAUCUCUGCUGCCGGCAUUUAGUUAUCUCUCUCUUUAUAAAAUGCACCUUCUUGGUCUUUAUCACUGAUCUGAGGCUUGCCAUUGCCAACACAGACCCAGAAUCAUUCCUGGUGUACAGUCCUGAUGUUGAAGGAUGUCUGGAAGCUCAAGAAAGCACGGUUCGAAUAGCAAGGCCGUGUCACUCCAGCAAACCGGAGCAGCAAUGGCUUUGGGUGUCUCGCCGCCGGCUCUUCAAUUUGGGCACUCUAAGUUGCCUGUUGGUGCCAUCUGCCUCUAACAGCACAUCCAAUGCCAUCUCCACCUAUCAAUGUGAUGAGAACUUUUUCUUUAUUCGCCGCUGUGAGACUUUGCUGGAGCAGCUGACUGCUGCAUUACUUACACAGACCUCCAAUGCCACUGGAUUACAGCAGCCGCCUGCCAAAACAUCUGGGCAAUGGUUAAUAUUUGGAACAGACAAAAGUAUCUGUUCUGCUGUGUUUCAGGAUAUUUACACUAUACAAGGGAACUCCAAUGGACGGCCCUGUGCUAUACCUUUCAAGUACGACAACCAGUGGUUCUAUGCCUGCACAAGCACAGGGCGAGAAGAUGGCCAUCUUUGGUGUGCAACCACUGUUGACUAUGGCAAAGAUGAAAAGUGGGGUUUCUGCCCUGUAAAAAGUGCGGACUGUGAGACUUUCUGGGACAAGGAUCCACUUACCCACAGCUGCUACCAAUUUAAUUUCCAGUCGGCACUCUCUUGGGGCGAGGCCUGGACCAGUUGCCUCCAGCAAGAUGCCAAUCUCCUCAGUAUCAAUGAGAUUCAUGAGCAGACAUACAUAAAUGGGCUCCUGACUGGAUACAGCUCCACUCUCUGGAUAGGACUAAAUGAUCUUAAUGUUAACGGUGGCUGGCAGUGGUCAGAUGGCUCUCCAUUAAAAUACCUGAACUGGGAGAAUGAUCAGCCCAGCAAUUCAGAAGAAGAAAAUUGUGCAGUUAUUCGCACAGAGUCCUUGGGUGCCUGGCAGAACCGUAACUGCUAUAAUGCCCUACCCUACGUAUGUAAGAAAAGCUCCAAGAGAAGUCUUCCUUCUGUAGAACCCAUUGAACCAGAUGUUGUUGUGCAGUGUGAUCCUGGAUGGCAGAGUUAUGGCACUAACUGCUACCGCUUAAACAAUGAGAAGAGGAGCUGGCAGGAGGCUAGGAAGGCGUGUGUGCGGAGCGAGGGGAACCUAGGCAGUGUUCAUAGCCUACUGGAGCUAGAAUAUAUUACCAAGCAGAUUAAACAAGAUGUGGAAGAGCUGUGGAUUGGGCUCAAUGACAUCAAGCAUCAGAUGAGCUUUGAAUGGUCAGAUGGGAGUGCAGUUACCUUUACGUCUUGGCAUCCUUUUGAACCCAACAACUUUAGGGACAGCAUGGAGGAUUGUGUGACUAUCUGGGGACCGGAGGGAAAAUGGAACGAUAGUCCAUGCAACCAAACACUGCCGUCAAUCUGUAAGAAACCUGGAUUAGUCACACAAGGAAGCUCUGAGGACAAUCAUGGGUGCCAAAAGGGCUGGAGUUGGCACAGUCCUGCUUGCUACUGGUUGAGUGAUGAACAAGUGACGUACAAUGAAGCAGUCAAGUCUUGCUCUGGCCGCAGCUCUAGACUGGUCACUGUGCAGAACAGGUUUGAGCAAGCAUUUGUUAAUAGUCUUCUGUAUGGAUCAGAUGGAAACUAUUACUGGACAGCACUUCAGGAUCUGAACCGUACUGGAGUAUUCAAAUGGUACAUUGGUGAUGAAGUGACUUAUACCCACUGGAACCGGGAUCAACCUGGCUACGAUAAAGGAGGAUGUGUUGUGUUGGCUACAGGACGCUCUCUUGGUCUUUGGGAGGUAAAGGACUGCGUUACAUUCAGUGCAAAGUACAUCUGUAUGCAGCGCCUGAUCCCAAUGACCCCUCUGUUACCUGCAGCUCGGCCCACACCCAGCCUUAACGGAAGCUGCCCAGAUGGCUGGAACUCUGCACCAAAUCUAAGGCAUUGCUACAAGGUUUAUCAUUCGGAGAAGCUGCAAGAAAAAAAAUCUUGGAUUUCAGCUCAGCAGUCCUGCCGAGAAAUUGGAGCUCAGCUGCUCAGUGUCUCCAGUGUAGGAGAAGAACACUAUGUGGCUCAUUUACUGAACAAAAUAUUUGGUGAAUCAGAACCGGAAAGUCAGGAGCAGCACUGGUUUUGGAUUGGUCUGAAUCGCAGAGAUCCCAGUGGUGAUCAGAGCUGGGUCUGGAGCGAUGGACAGGGGUAUUCCUAUCACAACUUUGACCGCAGCUAUCAAGACAAUGAUGAUAUAAGAAGGUGUGUGGUGCUGGACCUGUCAUCUUUACAGUGGGUGGCUAUUGAGUGUGACUCUCAGAUGGAUUGGAUAUGCAAAUUGGCUAAAGGAACAGACAUCAAAGAACCAGAAGUUCCAAAGGGAAACACAGAGUGGAUCAGAUUUGAGAAUGCAGACUAUAAAUUUUUUGAGCAUCGAUCCACAUGGCAACAGGCGCAGAGAAUCUGUACUUGGUUUGGGGCUGAGCUGACGUCUGUUCAUAGUCCGGCAGAGUUAGACUUCGUAGUGCAGAACCUACAGAAGUCUCUUCGGGUGCAAGAGCAGCACUGGUGGAUCGGACUUCACACAUAUGAAAAUGAUGGGAGAUUCAGAUGGUCAGACAAGACUGUACUCAAUUUCGUAAACUGGGCUCCUGGACGGAUAGGCCGCAUUUCCAGAGAGAAGAAAUGUGUGUAUAUGACAGCGGUUAGAGGAGAAUGGGGUGAUCAGAAAUGCAUUACUGCUCUGCCAUAUGUAUGUAAACGGACCAACACCACAGUGCCACCACCCACCUUACCUCCGCUUUCUCCACCUAGUGUGGGUGGCUGCCCCAAGACCUGGCUACCUUUCAUGAACAAGUGUUUUGGCGUGAGAGCAGAUGGUAAGGGCGAGAGUAGGACAUGGCAACAAGCUCGAGAGUUUUGCAAAGUCCUAAAUGGAGAGAUCGCCACAAUUGACAACUACUUAGAACAGGCUUUUAUUACAUCCAUACUUCCCAACAUCACCUCUGACCUCUGGAUUGGUCUGAACAAUAGACAGCAGAGAUUCCAAUGGGAAGAGGGUCAGCCUUUGGCAUAUGUGAACUGGGCACCAGGGGCACCAUCCAGGGAGAGCUCUUCCAAUGGCAAGAUGGUUAGUUGUGCUGCGAUCUGGCAUGGACCUCAACCACAGUUCACAGGGCGAUGGGAUGACAAACUAUGUACAGAAAAGCAUGGAUAUAUCUGCCAGAUCAGCAAAGUGCCCUCUCUGAGCCCAGCAUCCGAGCCUUUUCCAUUUCCACCUAGCACCAGACUUCAGUACAGGAACAGCUCCUACCUCAUUCUGCAAAAACCAAUGACUUGGACUGAAGCUCGCCUGCUGUGCGAAACUCGCAAUGCCACCUUAGCAAGCAUCUCAGACCCCUACCAACAGGCGUAUCUGACCCUUGCAGUAACCGGGCAGAAGACCCCUCUUUGGAUUGGGCUGUCGAAUGAAGAGGGUGGGCGAUCCUACUCUUGGCUAACAGACGAUGGGACUUCAUAUAUCAACUGGAGGGAUGGAGAACCACAACGCCUGAGUGGCUGUGUAUACAUGGAUGCCCAGGGAACAUGGAGCACAGCAAACUGUGAUCAUAAACUACCUGGAGCAAUUUGCAACUACAAUACUCAAUCUACCAAAACGCAUAAGUGGAGUUUCAACAGCAGCUGUCCGAAUUCAAUAGGUGAUUCCUCUUGGAUACCAUUCCGUGACUACUGCUACUCCUUCCAUAUGGAGGUCAACAUUAGCCAGAAGGACGCUGCCAAAACAUGCCAGAAAGUUGGUGGUGAUGUUCUAACCAUUGUAGAUGAGACAGAAAACCUUUUUGUCUGGGAACACCUGCAGACAUUUGAAAGCCAAACGCAAGGAGCCUGGCUUGGCAUGUCAUUUAGUAUCAAAGAAGGCUCCCUUUUGUGGAAUGAUAACUCGCCGGUCAAUUACUCAAACUGGGGACAGCAAGAUUCGGGUCCCAGCUUGCUGAGUCCAAAUUCCUGUUACUGGAUUGAAGGCAGCAAUGGAGUUUGGGGUCUGGGAUCUUGUACUAAUAUCAGAAAGGGAGUGAUAUGCAAACUCUACAGAGCGGAGGAAGACAACAUUGCUAAAUCUAUUUUACCACCGCACAGCACGGCAGUGGCCGUAGUGGUCCUCUCUACCUUUGCCCUUUGCAUCUUAGUGGUUGUAAUCAUCUACCUGUACCGACGCAGAAAACUUGCGGCAGAACAAGGAGCAUUCGAAAGUGCAAGAUACAGUCGCGCCAGUACCGAGCCGGGAGGAUCAGCUGAUAAGAACAUACUGGUGUCAGACAUGGAAAUGAAUGAGCAGGAAUAAGAGAGGGUUCAAGGGACAUCAUAUUAAAAUACAAGGUGGGGGGUUGGAUCGUUUAAGACUUUUAAUUCUUCCCACUACCUGGUGACCAUGGUAGUUGUUGAUAUUACAGAGGGUGCAGGAUGCCCCCUUUACUGAAAAUGGAUUUCUACUGUUAUUUGGGGGCUGUCGUACGUUGCUGAGCAAUGGUUUUCGAGCUGCUCCGACAUCAAAGAAGCCAUAACGGUACCACCAUCUUACUCCCAACAGUCUCCUUACCAUUGUAAACUCCAAAGCAGACCUUUCUUUGAGACUGGGGCAAGUACAUUGGGCUUAAGCUGUGUUCACUCUCUAAAUUUUUGAGUUUGACCAAAGUAUAGUGCUUGUAUUUCUUGUGUGUCAUUAAGACUAGUACUGUGUUUAUUUUAUAAUAAAAAUUGCUAUGGGAAUGUUGGAAGUAUUGGCACAGCCGUCACGGAUAAUCAUCGUAAUUUGUUUACUUACUGUGAUUACCAGCUUCAUCUUUUGGCCAUAAUGUUGUAUUAUCCUGAAAUACCCCAUCAGAAAAAUACAGCAUUAUGUCCACUAGGUGGCGCUGAUUAUCCUAGGAAGUAAAAAACAUUUUAUACUAAUUAAGGGAAUUACUUGUGACAGCUGUGCGAAUGCUUGAGAUAUUUGCACAUUUUUUUUUUUUUAUAAAUAGAACGCCAAAGUGUGGGACAUUUAUAAUGGUGGUUCUUGCCCCCUCUCUGGAUAGUAUCUCGCAAGAUUCAACAUCACAGUCCACUACUCAUCGCCCUGUUUCUCUUUUGUCUACAGACAUCACAAGACCGCUAUUCAUUUUUUUAUCCACCCAGUCCACAUAACAUCAGUACAAAAACAAAAAUAUAUAUAUAUAAAAAAAAAAACAUGCAGUUGAUUCCCCAUGAUUCUGUCAAACACAUGAAGAAUUUACUAACACUACCCCUUAAGAUUAAAGCGUCCUAAGUUACGGCGGCGUAGCGUAAAUGUGCCGGCCUAAGCGCGCCUAAUUCAAAUGAGGAACAGGGGGCGUGUUUUAUGUUAAUGAAUCGUGACCCGAAGUUAUUGACGUUUUUUGGCAAGUUUAGGCGAUCCAUCUUACAGAAAGAUUUUAUUUGGCAUCAUCAUAAUUGGGGGCGACAUUCGGAAAACAGCAGACUAGUCUGUACUAUAGGAAAUACAACUUUAUUAGCAAGUUUAUAUGUUUUUUGUUUAUUCUUCCUCUGAUGUCUCAUUAGUAAUACUUAGCCUUUAUGGCAUCUCUUUCUUUCUGUCUUUUUUUUUUCCAACUUUCUAAGGACCAAAAUUGUGACAUUUUGCCACUACUGUGUAUAUCAAUUUAUACUGCAUCUUGUCAGCAAUCAAACACAUAUUGCACAUAUGCUGAGAGUGAACACAGCUAGCCCUUGCCUUUAAAGCCACCAGGAGAGAUGUCAGUAGGAGAAUAUCAAGGAUGAUGAGCCAACGCUAGCUUGUCUGCUGCAGCCCAUUUCUAGUAAAUGUAUGCAUGCCCCUUGCCUCCAUGAGCCAUAUUUGCUAAAGUGCACCUUCCGGUAGAAAGGCAAGGGGUUAAUUCAGGAGUCCCACAUCCAGAGCACCGUGUGCUAAAAUGGGGCGUCAGGCAUAAAAACACUAUGUAUGUAUACCCAUAUGUCCGGGUAUGACGUAUUGGUAUAUUUUCAAUGGCAAUAAACAUGACCGCAUUCACGUGUAA
Messenger RNA from Rana temporaria (common frog), 6162 nucleotides. It is a transcript of the gene MRC2, whose product is annotated as mannose receptor C type 2. The record is from RefSeq and is a predicted model, not a curated record. Lineage: Eukaryota; Metazoa; Chordata; Amphibia; Anura; Ranidae. The transcript has 30 exons. Bases 60 to 4451 code for a protein of 1463 amino acids.